Messenger RNA from Sinocyclocheilus grahami, 3094 nucleotides. RefSeq names its product glutamate receptor ionotropic, kainate 1-like. The transcript has 15 exons. The record is from RefSeq and is a predicted model, not a curated record. Gene Ontology annotation, molecular function: ligand-gated monoatomic ion channel activity. Gene Ontology annotation, cellular component: membrane. NCBI's taxonomy places the organism in Eukaryota, Metazoa, Chordata, Actinopteri, Cypriniformes, Cyprinidae. The coding region runs from base 299 to 2506 and encodes 735 amino acids.
UCCUCGGUGUACCAAAGAGCAAAGACGUUGUCGAGGUCGACUGCUGCCAGAUUUGAAGUUAAUCUUCACAACGGAUCCAUGUUUGCGGAUCAGAGAGUCGCCGGUGCCCUCAAUUGAGCCUGUGCGCACGGACUGGGGGUCGCUUUCCGCGCGCUCGGUCCCUGAUCGGCACCGCUAUGUCCUGAACGCGCCGCGGGAGGGAUGCUCAUUCACGGUGACUUAUUCUGGAAAGUGAUGCCCAGUUAGCACUUAUGGAUGUGAGGAUGGGUGACUCCCACCAGCACGAGUGAGUGGAAAGAUGCUGCUCGGAUGGAAAUUAUUCCUGUUUGGAUACAGAAAGAAGAAGGAGAUGGAUGUUGAAUGUUCCUCCUGCAGGUGCAGCAUGCUGAAGGGGACAGGCGUGAGCUUCAUCCUGCUGUGUCUGAUGGCAGAGGUCAGUCUCAGCGCGCAGCAGGUCUUGAGGAUCGGUGGGAUUUUCGAGACACUUGAGAAUGAACCGAUUAGCGUGGAGGAACUCGCCUUCAAAUUCGCUGUAACCAACAUUAACAGAAACAGGACUUUAAUGCCCAACACCACCCUCACCUACGACAUCCAGAGAAUCAACCUGUUCGACAGCUUCGAGGCCUCCAGGCGAGCCUGUGAUCAGCUGGCUCUCGGUGUGGCCGCCGUGUUCGGCCCGUCCCACAGUUCUUCAGUGAGUGCGGUCCAGUCCAUCUGUAACGCGCUGGAGGUCCCUCACAUCCAGACCCGCUGGAAACACCCCUCUGUGGACAACAAGGACAGUUUCUACAUCAACCUGUACCCAGACUACGCCUCCAUCAGCCGUGCCGUACUCGACAUUGUGCAGUUCUACAAGUGGAAAGCAGUGACGGUGGUGUACGAGGACGCAACAGGGCUAAUUCGUCUUCAGGAGCUGAUAAAGGCUCCGUCUCGCUACAGCAUCAAGAUCAAAAUCCGACAGUUACCGAUGGGAAGUAAAGACGCUCGGCCGCUUCUUAAAGAGAUGAAGAAGGGGAAAGAGUUUUGUGUCAUCUUUGACUGCUCGUACCAGACCGCAGCAGACGUCCUCAAACAGCUGUUGUCUAUGGGCAUGAUGACUGAAUACUACCAUUUCUUCUUUACCACGCUGGAUCUGUUUGCGUUGGACCUGGAGCCGUACCGAUACAGUGGCGUGAACAUGACGGGUUUCCGUCUGCUCAACAUCGUCAACCCUCAUGUGGCGUCAGUGGUGGAGAAAUGGUCCAUGGAGCGACUGCAGGCUCCACCCAAACCCGAGACCGGCCUGCUGGAUGGAAUGAUGACAACUGAAGCAGCUCUGAUGUAUGAUGCUGUGCAUAUGGUCGCUGCCGCGUCCCAGCGAGCAUCUCAGAUCACCGUCAGCUCACUGCAGUGUCACCGACACAAACCCUGGCGCUUCGGCUCGCGAUUCAUCAGCAUGCUCAAAGAGGCUCAGUGGAACGGACUGACCGGACAGAUCAUCAUAAACAAGACGGACGGCCUGAGGAAAGACUUCGAUCUCGACAUCAUCAGUCUGAAAGAGGAUGGGAUGGAAAAGCUGUUUAUGGAAAGUGGUCGCUUUAACAAAGUAUGGAAGAAGGUUUGUAUUGAAUUAUUACCAUGGUUUACCCCGUAUGAAUGGUACAACCCUCAUCCCUGCAACCCUGAUUCAGAUGUUGUUGAGAACAACUUCACCUUAAUCAACAGUGUUUGGUUUGGUGUUGGAGCGCUUAUGCAGCAAGGAUCGGAGUUGAUGCCUAAGGCUUUGUCCACCAGGAUUGUUGGAGGUAUCUGGUGGUUCUUCACCCUCAUCAUCAUCUCGUCCUACACGGCUAACCUGGCCGCCUUCCUCACCGUGGAGCGAAUGGAUUCGCCCAUAGACUCGGCCGAUGAUCUGGCCAAACAGACCAAGAUUGAGUAUGGCGCCGUGAGGGACGGGUCCACUAUGACUUUCUUUAAGACAGGUGGUUUGAGGUUUGACGGGAGAACAGCAGUUACUCCUCCAGACCCGAGAUCUGUGAUUUUACAAGCACAGAUUGGCGGGACGCGGACCUCAGCCAGCGGGAAAUACAUAGAGGGAGUCCAGCGUGUUAUGACCACAGAUUACGCUCUUCUGAUGGAGUCCACCAGCAUCGAGUACAUCAGCCAGAGAAACUGCAACCUCACGCAAAUCGGAGGACUCAUCGACUCAAAGGGCUACGGAGUUGGCACUCCUAUUGGCUCCCCAUAUCGUGACAAGGUGACCAUCGCCAUCCUGCAGUUACAGGAGGAGGGGAAACUGCACAUGAUGAAGGAGAAGUGGUGGCGAGGAAACGGCUGUCCUGAGGAGGACAGUAAAGAGGCCAGCGCUCUGGGAGUGGAGAACAUCGGAGGAAUCUUCAUCGUGCUGGCGGCCGGACUCGUCCUGUCUGUGUUCGUGGCCAUCGGCGAGUUUAUCUAUAAGUCCAGGAGGAACCUGGACAUCGAGGAGGUGAGCGUGGGACAGUGUGAAUGGCACAAUAAAUACUGAUGGAGCUGGUGGACCAUGCAGGACUUCAGAGGACGUCAGUGGGAGUUUUAUAAUGGACUUUUGCUCCUCGACCUUAUUAAAUCCAAACACGCUGACGAAACAUUACUUGCAUGAUGUCAGCUGUGUGAGAACUGGUGGCGACGUUGGAUACUGAGCAACAUUAUUUUUUAAACAUUUUUAAUUUUCAGAUGGACAAACAAAAAGGCAUCUGUCAGUGAGAUAUGAAUCAAGACAGGAGUGUAAGUUUGCAGUUGAACUAUUACGCCAGUUACUGUAUUGUUGAGUAGUUCACUUCCAUGUAGUUUGUAUUUAGAUUUAAAAGACUUGAACGUUUUAUUCUUUACAGACAUAUUCCUUCUUAAUCUAAUUUAUGAUAAGGCAUGUCUGUGAGUUUUAUUAUAGGUGACGUGUGUAAUUUUUCAUGUUGAAAUGAGUCAAUUAUACAUCAUUGAUUCAUAGGUUGAUUUUCCAGAAGAGUGGAAACAACAUUAUUCUGUUUUUUUUUCUUUUAAAAUGAAUUACAAUAAUUACAAUUUAUUGCAAUAUUGGGGAAGUCAGUGUGGUUUUCAGGUUAAAAAAAGGGAUACA